CCAGCAGCAGCGGCAUUGGUGGAUCCAAUGAGGUGACGCCGCGUUCGGGGCCCGACUGAUGAGAAGGAACCGGUGAUAACGGGAACUAAAAACGGUCAAGUGUGACAACAAAGAGGGUCUGAAUCAAGGCAAGACCAGGAACACUGAUCCCAGAAGCCCCCCGGAGAGCACCGUGAACAUCUGCAUCAGUGCCGGCAGAGGAAACGUGAGCUCCUGGAACAGACUCACCAUGGGAGGGAGGAAACUGCCACUGGUUGCUCUCGUCUGCCUUGUUGUGGCAAUGUUGCCUUCUCUUGCAGGGACCGUCGCUGUCAUGUCCGUGGACCUGGGCAGUGAGUGGAUGAAAGUCGCAAUAGUGAAACCUGGUGUGCCGAUGGAGAUUGUCCUUAACAAGGAGUCGCGGAGGAAAACCCCCAUCGCUGUGUGUCUGAAGGAAAAUGAAAGACUUUUGGGAGACAGUGCGCUUGGAGUGUCUGUGAAGAACCCUAAAACUGUGUAUAGACACCUCCAAAGUCUCCUGGGAAAAAAGCACGAUAACCUCCAGGUGGCGCUCUACCAGAAACGUUUCCCUGAGCACCAGCUGCUGGAGCACCCAGUAAGAGGAACAGUGUACUUCAAAACCUCAGAAGAGACGCAGUACACCCCUGAGGAGCUCCUCGGGAUGAUGCUCAACUAUUCUCGGAUGCUUGCUCAGGACUUUGCAGAACAACCGGUCAAAGACGCAGUGAUCACCGUCCCGGCCUUCUUCAACCAGGCGGAGCGGCGGGCGGUGCUGCAGGCGGCUCAGAUGGCCGGCCUCAAGGUUCUGCAGCUCAUCAACGACAACACCGCCGUGGCCCUGAACUACGGAGUGUUCAGGAGGAAAGACAUCGACAACACAGUCAAGAACAUCAUGUUUUAUGAUAUGGGCUCAGGGAGCACUACGGCCACCAUCGUCACAUACCAGACAGUGAAGACCAAGGAGGCGGGCACCCAGCCCCAGCUGCAGAUCCGAGGGGUCGGGUUUGACCGCGGGCUUGGGGGCUUUGAGAUGGACCUGCGACUACGGGACCACCUGGCUAAACUGUUCAACGAGCAGAAGAAGACAAAGAAAGACGUGAGGGAAAACCACCGGGCCAUGGCCAAGCUCCUCAAAGAGGCCCAGAGGCUGAAGACCGUGCUCAGUGCCAACAUGGACUUCAUGGCCCAGGUGGAAGGUUUACUGGAUGACAUUGACUUCAAAGCUAAGGUAUCCAGGACGGACUUUGAGGAGCUGUGUGCUGAUCUGUUCGACAGAGUGCCGGGCCCGGUGCAGGAUGCCCUCAGCACCGCAGAGAUGAAGCUGGAUGAAAUAGAGCAGGUGAUUUUAGUAGGCGGCUCUACCCGUGUCCCCAAGGUUCAGGAAGUGCUGCUCAAAGCUGUGGAGAAAGAGGAGCUGGCGAAGAACAUCAACGCUGACGAAGCAUCAGCCAUGGGAGCUGUGUACCAGGCCGCCGCCCUCAGCAAGGCCUUCAAGGUCAAACCUUUCCUGGUCCGAGAUGCAGCCGUCUUCCCUAUCCAGGUGGAAUUCACCCGGGAGUCAGAGGAGGAGGAUGGUAUCAAGACCCUUAAACACAACAAACGGAUCCUCUUCCAGAGGAUGGCCCCCUACCCCCAGCGCAAGGUCAUCACAUUCAACCGCUACAGCGACGACUUCGCUUUCUACAUCAACUACGGCGACCUGAGCUACCUGAGUCAGGAAGACCUCAGCGUGUUUGGCUCUCUGAACCUUACCACAGUCAAGCUGUCUGGAGUCGGCGAGAGCUUCGAGAAGAAUGCCGACGCAGAGUCCAAAGGCAUCAAAGCCCAUUUCAACAUGGAUGAGAGCGGGGUGCUGCUGCUGGAUCGGGUGGAGUCUGUGUUCGAAACUGUUGUGGAGGAGAAAGAGGAGGAGUCCACAUUAACCAAACUGGGAAACACUAUUUCCACCUUGUUUGGAGGAGGAUCCUCGGAACCCGCCCCAAAUGUGACGGAACCUGUCCAGGACGAGGAGGAAGUGCCUCCAGAGUCUGGAAAAGACGACAGGGACAAGGACGGCAAGGACGAGGCCCAGGAGAAGCAGGACGAGAAAAGUUCAGCUGAAGAGAAGGGUCAGGAGAAGACCGAGGAGCCAGGCAGCAAGAAUGACGCUCCGGAGGAGAAGGAUAGAGAGAAAGCUGAGAACACAGAGGCAGAGAAGGAAGCUGAGGAGAAGAAGGCAAAGCCUCAGAAAAAGAGCAAGAUCUCUGAAGACAUCACAGCGGAACUCAUCACCAACGACAUCCUAGACCCUACUGCAGAGGACUUCACUUCCUCCAAGAAGAAGCUGCAGGAUCUGACAGACAGAGACCUGGCCAAACAGGAGAGGGAGAAGUCACUCAACAGUCUGGAAGCUUUUAUCUUUGAGACGCAGGACAAGCUGUACCAGGAGGAUUACCAGCUGGUGGUGACGGAGGAGGAGAAGGAGCAGAUCUCCAGCAAGCUGAGCGAGGCGUCCGAGUGGAUGGAUGAGGAGGGCUAUGCGGCCUCCACCAAGCAGCUGAGAGAGAAGCUGUCUCAGCUGAAGAACCUGUGUAAGGACAUGUUCUUCAGGGUGGAGGAGCGCCGCAAGUGGCCAGAGCGCCUGGCCACCCUGAACAGCAGGCUCAACACCUCCAGCUUCUUCCUGAGGACUGCCAAACAGAUCCCAGAGGAUGACCAGAUCUUCACUGAAGUGGAGCUGAAUAUGUUGGAAAAAGUGAUCAACGAAACAAUGACGUGGAAGAAUGAGACGGAGGCAGAGCAAGAGAAGCGCUCUCCAAAGGAGCGGCCCGUCCUCUUGUCCAAAGACCUCGAGUCCAAAGUGUCUCUGCUGGAGCGGGAGCUCAACUACCUGCUCAACAAGGCCAAGUUUGCCAAGCCCAAAGCCAAAGCCAAGAACAGCACGAGCUCCGAUAAAAGCAGCAAGUCCAACAACACCUCCCAGGAGAAGGUCAUCCCCCCCACAGAGGAGAGCGCAGACACACAGAGUGAAAGCCCUGAGGAAGUACAGCCGGUGGAAGUCCCGCCCACUGAAGAGAGCGCUGCAAACACAGACUCAGAAAGCCCAUCACAGCCCACAGAAGAAUCAGCAACCACAGGACCAACGGAAAAGAGCCAGCCUAAGAACCACAUAGAGGAUGAAUUAUAACAGCUGGACCGGGGAAAAAUCACUUUAUUUAUUGACAGUGUAUAAAUGUUUGCGCUCCUUCUCUCUAUUUGUUUUGUUUAAUUUGUUCCUUGUGUCCUUGUAAAUUGAACCGCUGGAAGAUAAGGAUUGGAGACCACUCAGCUUGUCCACUUCUUCUUCUGUACUCUCAUCUCCUCCGUCUCUUGGAUUCUGUAAGCAACGGACACUCAAACACCAAGAAGCAGCGAUGAAGGUCCAGACACAUACCGCCUCACGUCCAGCUGAUGGAGAGGGAGAGGAGGCAGUGCUGUCCUGCUUUUUCCUCUGCACUGAUUCUGUUUCUGUAGCUGGGAGGUUGGUAUUGGUCCUAGCACCUGCAGCUUCACUUUGUUUUCAUGGCCAGGUUGGUAUUGAUCACUGCGGUGGGGGGGUUGCUUAACAGUCAUUUAGAAUUAAUUUUUUUGCUUCAAACCAGAAUGUAUUUGGCCAAAUGACUUAUAGAUGUAUGUGAACCCUUUAUACUGUAAUCACUUACAUUAUAUUUAAUAUGUGGUAGCACAGUCGGUUGAUUUUUUAUUUGGUCAUAAAUAUUCAUGGUUUUGUGGUAUAAUAUAGGAGGUCAUAAUAAACCUACCGAACUGGGCUGUCAAUUAAGAAAGACUAAUUUCUAAAACCAUGUAAACUAAAGCGAAUGACGGCUGAAAUUAUUAGAUAAGACUUGAUCAGCAAUGCAGGCAUAACUGUGCCUCGUUUGGAGACAUGCAGAGGGUGGAACACCACGGUUUAAAGCAGAACUACUGAUGGUGGCACUUCUACUGCCCCCUGCAGCUCAGUCAGAGGUUAUUUUCCACAUUGACUGAAUACAUUCAUGAGAAGCUCUCCUUUUAAAGUGCCCGUUUGGGUCUGUCAUGCAGCACUUUUUGCUUGCCCCCCAGUUGCUCGUGUAUGUGCACUGUAAUACUGACAUCCUAAAAGACUCCACCUAUCUGUGUGCCACCAUCCUGCUGCUCCGGCUGCAGGAAGGGAGUGAUCACUGAGUCUUCUUUCUGAAGCCAGCAGAAGCUGAUGGUGUGUCAGGCAGGCUGUGCAAACUCCAUCUUUCAACCUUUCAUAAGCUGCUAAACCAUUUAAGGGGGGGGGGGGUUAAUUUGUGUCGUCACCAUUCUUUACCUCGACAUACCCUGUGGUGCAGAUGUUUGCUCUGUUUUCCGUUGAAACGGGGAGGGGGGGUGCUAUGUGUGUUUGCAGCACUGUGGACUAUCUGAAGGGGAGAACUGUAGAAAACAAAGUCAGGAAUGGAAGAUGCAAACAAUGUUGUCUUUCUAAGCUGUUAAUAAAAACUCUUUUGGUUUUUAA
Molecule: messenger RNA, 4501 nt
Organism: Eleginops maclovinus (Patagonian blennie)
Lineage: Eukaryota; Metazoa; Chordata; Actinopteri; Perciformes; Eleginopidae
Gene: hyou1
Product: hypoxia up-regulated 1
Exons: 24
Coding region: 230-3166 (978 amino acids)
Biological process (GO): endoplasmic reticulum unfolded protein response; negative regulation of hypoxia-induced intrinsic apoptotic signaling pathway
Cellular component (GO): endoplasmic reticulum chaperone complex
Molecular function (GO): ATP binding; ATP-dependent protein folding chaperone
Source: RefSeq, a predicted model, not a curated record